AUGGAAAGGUUUUUUCAAGAGAGCUGGGUAGAAGUGUUGGCAGCCAGAUGCUCUGACCAUAGGCCUUUGUUGCUUUGUAUGAACCAGAAGGGAAAUAAGGUUAGGAGAGGAAGGAAGUUGUUCAGGUAUGAAGCCAACUGGGCUUUAGAGGAGGACUGUGUGGUGGCCUUAAAAAGGGUGUGGGAAAAGAGGACGAUGGAAGAUGUCACUCCUAAAAACCUACUAGUUAGCCUGUCUGACAGUAAAAGAGCUUUGAUGAGUUGGUGGAAGAAGAAUGGGAAAGACAGAGGGAGUGAGCUGAAGCUGAAAACCCAGCUCCUAAAAAUGCUCCAAGAAAAUGAAAAUAGUCACAACUCUGGUGAGAUUAAAAGGUUACGGAAGGAGAUUGGCUUGUUGUUAGAGAAAGAAGAUUUUAAAUGGAGGCAAAGGGCUAAAGUGAAUUGGUAUCAGCUAGGGGAUAAAAAUCCCAAAUUUUUCCAUAGUUGUGCCAGUCAAAGGAGGAGGAAAAACAAAAUUGCUGCUGUUAAAGAUGACCAAAACAUAUGGCACUCGAGACAUGAAAAAGUGGAAGGAGCUUUCAACAAGUAUUUUGGGAGUCUAUUCACUUCCUCAUCUUCGAGCCAAAUGGAGAUUGAUGACUGUUUGAAGUACCUGGAAGCUCGAGUGAUAGGGGAUAUGAAUGAAGCACUCACUAAGACUUUUUCUAAAAAUGAGGUUGAGGAUGCUUUAAAGCAGAUAGCACCCUUGAAGUCACUGGGCCCAAACUGCUUUGGAGCUUGUUUCUACCAAAGUCAUUGGCCAAUCAUUGGUGAGGAAGUCAACAGGACUGUUUUAUCAUGGCUUAAUGGUGACUGUUUUGAUUCUUCAGCCAACUUCACUUACAUAGUUCUCAUCCCAAAAGUUUCAAACCCUAGCUUGGUUAGUGAAUAUCAAACUAUUAGUCUAUGUAAUGUUGCCUAUAAGAUCAUGGCUAAAGUUUUAGCUAAUAGACUAAAAACUGUUCUGGCUGAUUUAAUCUCCCCCAACCAAAGUACCAAGUUUUGCCCUUCUAAAGGUUUGAGACAGGGAGAUCCCUUGUCUCCAUACCUUUUUAUUUUGUAUGCUGAAGGUCUAUCUUCUCUUCUCAAUGUCUCUGAUUUGAGAGGAGAUACAAGGGGGGUCACGGUGGCUAGGGGAGGAACUAGAGUGAACCAUCUACUGUUUGCGGACGACUGUGUACUACUGGGUAGAGCAAAAGUAGAGGAAUGGAAAAAGCUGAAAGCCAUGUUACUAACCUAUGAAAAAGCUUCUGGUCAAGUUUUGAACAAAGACAAAUUUGCCUUGUUCUUUAGUCCUAAUACCUGUCCAAGAGAGAAAGAGUUAAUCAAAGAAGAAGGUGGUGCAGUGAUGGUUGGUUAUUAUGGGAAAUAUUUGGGACUGCCCUCAGUAGUAGGGAGAUCAAAGUACUUAACUUUUAGAGGCAUAAAAGAACGAGUGUGGAAGAAGAUCAACAACUGGAAAAAUUCAUUCCUGUCCUCCGCAGGAAAGGAGAUUCUCAUCAAGGCAGUCCUCCAAGCCGUGCCCACAUACACCAUGAGUGUUUUCCAGCUUCCAAAUGUUUGUGUAAUGAGCUAA
Molecule: messenger RNA, 1614 nt
Organism: Juglans microcarpa x Juglans regia
Lineage: Eukaryota; Viridiplantae; Streptophyta; Magnoliopsida; Fagales; Juglandaceae
Exons: 2
Coding region: 1-1614 (537 amino acids)
Source: RefSeq, a predicted model, not a curated record